Messenger RNA from Suillus clintonianus, 2729 nucleotides. RefSeq names its product P-loop containing nucleoside triphosphate hydrolase protein. Bases 306 to 2594 code for a protein of 762 amino acids. The transcript is spliced from 8 exons. Gene Ontology annotation, biological process: termination of RNA polymerase II transcription. NCBI's taxonomy places the organism in Eukaryota, Fungi, Basidiomycota, Agaricomycetes, Boletales, Suillaceae. Gene Ontology annotation, cellular component: nuclear body. The record is from RefSeq and is a predicted model, not a curated record. Gene Ontology annotation, molecular function: helicase activity; transcription termination site sequence-specific DNA binding.
GGCGAUACCGCGUUUUCUUGAAUGACUUCUGAAUGGAUGACGCUGAAUGGCGCCGACUGAAUGACACCAAAUUUUAGUUACUCUGGGACACUGGACAUACAAAGUACCCUUUUGUGCUUUGUUCUUCCAAGCACAGCCUAUGCGUGGUUCCUCGUCCCCCUUUCACUGCUAACUUGCUGUAAAAAACUGUUACCAUUCAUUUACAGUAGACGCUCAUCCAGCAAUAAAUAGCUCUGGCCUUGGAUCACGUUCCUACAUCCUCACUUACAACACAUUGACGCUUUCCCUCUCCAUCUCUCACACCCAUGACCCACACAUUCUUCACUCUGCAACAGAACGUUUAUCAAGCCAGUCAUGAGCCCAUAACCGUGGAAGACGUUGACGAGCUCAAUGUUUCUUCUCAAGCCUUGCGGCGUCUUAUCAACUCAGCUCAAGGCGCCACCGUUGGAGUGGCAGCCACGUAUCGCCCCGACUGUACUCUUUCGUCUUUAGCAUUUUCAACGCUCACCAGAGCACUCGUAAUUCAUUUCUUUGCUGCGAAUAAGCCAAAUCCGCAGCAGCAGCUGCAGAAGAAGAAGAAGAAGAAGAGCCAGGAACAUCAACCUCAGGUUUCCCGAGGACGCAUCCUUAUACAAGACGAAAUUCUGUGUAAUAUUGGCAUUAAACUCUAUGGGUACAGGAUAGACAGAAUCGCAAUCGGUCUCUUCCUGGAGCUCUCACUUCGCAUCAAUGCCGGGGUUGACAUCCUGUCGGUGUCCAACAGUAAUCGGCGCUCCUUCCAGGCAAUUAUGGACGCCUUGGGCGGCAUGACCUUACUCCAGAAGGCAAACGUGAAAACCCUCUUCUCUCAUAAAGAUGGGGACGUAGCGACCAAGGAUGUGGCGCUUCAAGCUUGGGCAGCAUGUCGCGCUGCCACACUGGAUGACAUGACGCUUAGAUAUGCUGCCCUAUCUCGAAUCGCCACAGACACAAUGCCAGAUGUUCAUCUGAACACCCUAGCAAAGAUCUCUCGCGACGCUGAAGUUUUGGAUUCUAUGAAGCCAACAAAAGUCGUCAACCAUGUCAAAGCAGACUUCAACUACAAGAAGGGUGAUGUCAACCUCGAGUGCACUCGCUUCAGUACCCGUAUCAUGAAGUCUAGAUAUAGCGACCAAGUCAUCCAAAUCGAAACGAUGGUUGGAGAUAAGCGGACAAUGGUCACUGGUCGUGCAGAGCGAAUAGAUGGAAAACAGGCUCAUAUCAACAUCAACGGCAAGGUACAUGCUUCGAGCAAGGUCCUCACCGUGACAACUUUUGGGAAAGGAGACUUGACAGCCGCUGAAUCAUUCAGAGAAGAUGUAGUGCUAAAGGCGCUUCAAGGUACCAUAACGUUGACCAAAUAUCCAUUCUUCUGUAGUAUCUGGGCGCCGUCAUUAAACAUAUCAUGGCCGCCCCAGAAUGCUUCCACCACGUCGUUCGUCUACUAUCCCGACGGCACAUUGAACCCCUCGCAAUAUGUUGCAGUGGAGCGAAUUAUCUCGCAAGCGGACAGGGAUCGUGUAUUGCUUAUUCAAGGUCCUCCUGGUACUGGCAAAACAACAGUCAUAGCGGCCAGUGUCAAUAGCAUGAUCAACACUGGCCCUAUGGAGCGUACGGUUUGGCUUGUGGCGCAAUCUAACGUUGCUGUGAAAAAUAUCGCAGAAAAGCUUGACAAGGUUGACUUCCGUGAUUUCAAGCUUCUUGUAUCCAAGGACUUCCAUUAUGACUGGCACGAACACCUCUACGAGAGACUGCAGCAUUGUUUUAUACGAUCCGACCAAUUUGGUGGCUCGGUCGUCGAAAUCAGUCGACUUUUGCUCGACGCAAGAGUCAUACUCUGCACGUUGAGCACACUGUCCAAUCCCAAUAUCGAUACCAUAACUCGUCUUGUUCCGGUACAAACCGUGAUAUUUGACGAGGCAAGUCAAAUAGAAGUGGGAGACUACGUGCCGCUGCUUAAGCGUUUCGAGCCCAGCCUCCAAAAGAUGGUGUUCAUCGGUGAUGACAAGCAACACCGCAUGCCAGUCGUCAUUGGAAACUUCAUUUCCCAUCAUGUAUACGAUCAGAAGUUGAGGACUAUGCACGAAAUCACCAGCAAGACAGCGUGUCGUUUCCUGGAUGUCAAAACGGGCCGGGAGGAGAAAGCGGGGCACAGCUGGAUAAAUCAAAAGGAGAUAUCCAUGGUUAUCCACCUCGCCCGUUUAUACGAAAUCCAGGGCAAGAAGUUCAAAAUCCUCACCCCGUACGAUGCGCAGAGGACUACGAUUGAAGAGCAACUAAAAUCAGCGAAGCUUCUGUGGGAAGAUAAGUGCUUCAAUGUGGACUCCUUCCAAGGAAACGAAGAGGACCAUAUAAUCAUCUCUCUAGUCCGUUCCCAGGGCGUGGGGUUCUUAAAGAACGCGCGCAGGACGAACGUUAUGCUGACACGAUGCAAGAUGAGCAUGAUCAUUUGCACGAACCGUGAUUUCGUGACGAAGGGUGCAGCAGCACGCACGCUAGUCGGGAAGCUUGCUGCUACCAUGGGCCUUGAGUCCUGGCUGGACAGUCGUAAUAUCAUCAACGGCAUCUUCAAGUGAUUUGGACUGUUUACAUUACGUUUCUUCGAUGAGCUUUGGGACUUUCUUUAACUUGCUCGAGGCAUCUUGCACCGCAUUUUGUAUUAUAUAGCAAUUGAUGUAUGCACAUGCUGUAAGCCAGAGUAUACGUAGCAG